Pan troglodytes (chimpanzee) is the source of this 2117-nucleotide messenger RNA. It is a transcript of the gene EFS, whose product is annotated as embryonal Fyn-associated substrate. Gene Ontology annotation, biological process: cell migration; cell surface receptor protein tyrosine kinase signaling pathway. The record is from RefSeq and is a predicted model, not a curated record. Bases 67 to 1590 code for a protein of 507 amino acids. The transcript has 7 exons. Gene Ontology annotation, cellular component: plasma membrane; cytoplasm; focal adhesion. NCBI's taxonomy places the organism in Eukaryota, Metazoa, Chordata, Mammalia, Primates, Hominidae. Gene Ontology annotation, molecular function: protein binding.
GCAGCCACCGCUGAAGUCAGCAAAACCGAGCCUGGCCUGAGGCAGGCUGCGCGGGAGGCCAAAGCCAUGGCCAUUGCCACGUCGGCCCAGCUGGCCCGGGCACUGUAUGACAACACCGCUGAGUCCCCCCAGGAGCUGUCCUUCCGCCGAGGGGAUGUCCUACGGGUCCUGCAGAGAGAGGGCGCUGGACUGGACGGCUGGUGCCUCUGCUCCCUACACGGCCAGCAGGGCAUUGUGCCCGCCAACAGGGUGAAGCUCUUGCCUGCUGGCCCAGCACCCAAGCCCAGCCUCUCUCCUGCGUCCCCAGCCCAGCCUGGCUCACCAUAUCCAGCCCCAGAUCACAGCAAUGAGGACCAGGAGGUGUAUGUGGUGCCGCCCCCAGCUCGGCCCUGUCCAACCUCAGGACCUCCAGCUGGACCUUGCCCACCCUCUCCUGACCUCAUCUACAAGAUCCCCAGAGCUAGUGGGACCCAGCUGGCUGCUCCCAGAGAUGCCUUGGAGGUCUACGAUGUGCCCCCCACCGCCCUCCGGGUGCCCUCCAGUGGCCCCUAUGACUGCCCUGCCUCCUUUUCCCACCCUCUGACCCGGGUUGCCCCGCAGCCCCCUGGAGAGGAUGAUGCUCCUUAUGAUGUGCCUCUGACCCCAAAGCCACCUGCAGAGCUGGAACCAGAUCUGGAGUGGGAAGGAGGCCGGGAGCCGGGGCCCCCCAUCUAUGCUGCCCCCUCCAACCUGAAACGAGCGUCAGCCUUACUCAAUUUGUAUGAAGCACCCGAGGAACUGCUGGCAGACGGAGAGGGCGGGGGCACUGAUGAGGGGAUCUAUGAUGUGCCUCUGCUGGGGCCAGAGGCUCCCCCUUCUCCAGAGCCCCCUGGAGCCUUGGCCUCCCAUGACCAGGACACCCUGGCCCAGCUUCUGGCCAGAAGCCCCCCACCCCCACACAGGCCCCGGCUCCCCUCAGCUGAGAGCCUGUCCCGCCGCCCUCUGCCUGCCCUGCCUGUCCCUGAGGCCCCCAGCCCCUCCCCAGUGCCCUCUCCUGCCCCAGGCCGGAAGGGCAGCAUCCAGGACCGGCCUCUGCCCCCACCCCCACCCCGCCUGCCUGGUUAUGGAGGCCCCAAGGUCGAGGGGGAUCCAGAGGGCAGGGAGAUGGAGGAUGACCCAGCAGGACACCACAAUGAGUACGAGGGCAUUCCGAUGGCCGAGGAGUAUGACUAUGUCCACCUGAAGGGCAUGGACAAAGCUCAGGGAUCUAGGCCCCCGGAUCAGGCCUGCACAGGGGAUCCUGAACUGCCCGAGAGGGGGAUGCCGGCGCCACAGGAGGCCCUGUCCCCAGGGGAGCCACUGGUUCUGUCCACCGGAGAUCUACAGUUCCUGUACUUCUAUGCUGGGCAAUGCCAGAGCCACUACUCGGCCCUGCAGGCAGCCGUGGCAGCCCUGAUGUCCAGUACCCAGGCUAAUCAGCCCCCGCGUCUUUUCGUGCCCCACAGCAAGAGGGUGGUGGUGGCUGCUCAUCGCCUGGUGUUUGUUGGGGACACCCUGGGCCGGCUGGCAGCCUCUGCCCCUCUGAGAGCACAGGUCAGGGCUGCAGCCUAGGGUGGAGGUCACUGCACUGCCACCCACCUCUGGAAGACUGGCCGUGAAAAGUCAGGUGGCAGAAACCUGGGGCCACAUAGAGCCUCUCUCUUUUCCUGUUUCUUGGCUCUAGAAGAUCAGCACUGCACUGUUAGCUGAGAGUGCGGGCAAGACACAAACUGUCCAGAAUUUGAAGGUUCUCGGAAAGACCAGAGGGCUUCUCCCCACAGAAGGCGGAGAGAGCUGAGGCUCAGACAUGGGUGUGCACCUCAAUAAACCCUGCUGUCUGCCUCCCUGACUCUGCUUCUUGGGAGCAUGGUGAGCAGCCCUGGUGCUCAGCAGCCAUACCUAUGGGACGCACACUACGAAAAGGAUGCCUUUAGGGUUUGGGGGAGAUUUUACUCCUUUCUUCAACAACUAUUCACUGGACAAGUUCUCUGCUCCCAUGAUGCGCCAGGCACAGUUCUGCAAGUAUAUUGUGAAUGUAUUGUUCUAGUGGGAUACACAAAUAAGUCAGUUAAAAUACAUAAAUAAAAACAUAAACCUGC